Molecule: messenger RNA, 864 nt
Organism: Sarcophilus harrisii (Tasmanian devil)
Lineage: Eukaryota; Metazoa; Chordata; Mammalia; Dasyuromorphia; Dasyuridae
Product: platelet glycoprotein VI-like
Exons: 5
Coding region: 24-761 (245 amino acids)
Source: RefSeq, a predicted model, not a curated record
CUGUGAGACCUGCUGUGGUUCCCAUGUGCUCUGCAGCUUCCUGGCUGCAGACCAUGGGUCCCUGGCUGCCUGCCCUGCUCUGCCUGGGGCUGUACCUGAGCCAGGAGACCCGGGCACAGAACGAAACCUUUCCCAGGCCCCAGAUCAUUUUCGAGAGUGGCUCUGUGGUCAUGGUGGACAUGCCUGUGUUCAUCCGCUGCCGGGGGCCCAAGGAGGCCCAGAUGUUCAUGCUGCAGAAGAUGGAGGACAAGGACUUUAUGGAGAGCGAGCACCCCAUCUGGAACGAGGCCCUCUUCAUCUUCUCCCACAUGAAGGAGACCAUGGCCGGCCACUACAGCUGCUUCUAUCAGUCUGCCUCCGGCAUCUCCCCGCUCAGCGAGAGCAUGAAGCUGGCGGUGGCCGGCGUGAUCCCCAAACCCCACCUCGUGGCCAACCCCGGCCCCCAGGUGGCCAUGGGCAAGGCUCUGUCCUUUAAGUGCUGGUCGGACCAAAAGCUGGACCGGCUGAUCGUGUAUCAGGACCAAGGGCUGGUCCCGCUCAUGUACCGGCUCGCCCCCGAGUCCGAGAUCGAGCUCUUCUUCCCCAAGGCCAGUGCCAAACACCAGGGCACCUACUCCUGCAUCGGCUUUGUCAGCGACGAGCCCCUCAGGUGGUCGAUGCCCAGCGACCCCCUGGUGCUCACAGUCUCCCGCUCUCCGAGUCUCACUGCGAGGAUCAUGGGCCUGGUGCUCCCGCUGGCUCUGGGCACGUUGCUGCGCUGAGCACGGACCGGACGGACGGGGCGCGGAGAAGGAGGCCGAGAUCCCGGCCAGGGCAUCCUAACCCCCGGUGCAAGCACAGGCAAUAAACGCCAGGUCAAUGUCA